This is a messenger RNA of Ahaetulla prasina, 5496 nucleotides long. RefSeq names its product diaphanous related formin 1 (gene DIAPH1). Gene Ontology annotation, biological process: actin cytoskeleton organization; actin filament polymerization. The record is from RefSeq and is a predicted model, not a curated record. Bases 158 to 3376 code for a protein of 1072 amino acids. Gene Ontology annotation, cellular component: actin filament; cytoplasm. Gene Ontology annotation, molecular function: microtubule binding; actin binding; small GTPase binding. The transcript has 23 exons. NCBI's taxonomy places the organism in Eukaryota, Metazoa, Chordata, Lepidosauria, Squamata, Colubridae.
GCUGGCACAGCGGUUCAUAGUGAAGUUAACUGUUGGUGAGCGACUCCUGCUGCGAGCGCCUGUCUCCGAAGUAGCAAGGCACCUUCAGCUUUGGCCACUGCUGGUUCUGCGCGCUGCUCGUGUCAUCUACGGCCGCGGCCCUUACUAGUCCAGUGUAAUGGAGAGCGGCGGGAGCGGGUCCGUGUCCGUGCGCGGAGCCGGCCGAGAGAAGAAGAAAAGCAAGAAUGCUGACGAGUCUUCGGUAGCUGCAGUAGCAGGAGAGCCAGGUGGAAGCGGCGGUGGUAAACCGCGGAAAUUCAACUUGAAGCGUGUAAUGGCAGAUGAGCUUGAAAGGUUCACUAGCAUGAGGAUAAAGAAGGAGAAAGAAAAACCCAAUACAACAUAUAGGAAUUCAUCUACUUCAUACUCAGAUAUUUCUGGGUCAGGUCAGACAUUGCAGGAUAUCUCUGAUGAAGAUGUGCUGGUUCUCUUUGAGCAGAUGCUGGUGGAUAUGAAUCUAAAUGAGGAAAAGCAGCAGCCUCUAAGGGAGAAAGACAUUAGUAUCAAGAGAGAAAUGGUGUCUCAGUACCUGCAUACUUCCAAAGCUGGCAUGAGUCAAAAGGAGAGCUCGAAGUCUCCUAUUAUGUACAUUCAAGAACUAAAAUCUGGUCUUAAAGAUGCACAGCUCCUUGGAUGUUUGGAGUCUCUACGUGUGUCGCUCAAUAACAAUCCUGUCAGCUGGGUGCAGAAUUUUGGAGCUGAAGGUCUGAAUUGCCUGCUGGACAUAUUGAAAGGUCUUCAUGAUGAGAAGGAUGAGUUUUCUGGGUCAUAUGACUUCAGGAUUGAACAUGAAAUUAUUAGAUGCUUAAAAGCUUUUAUGAACAACAAAUUUGGAAUUAAGACGAUGCUUGAAACAGAUGAUGGGAUUCUACUUUUGGCAAAAGCAGUUGAUCCUAAAGUCCCUACAAUGAUGAUUGACGCUAUCAAGCUACUCUCUGCUCUCUGCAUCCUGCCUCAGCCUGUGGAUAUGCACGAGCAAGUUUUGGGAGCAUUGACUGAACGUGCAGAAAUGGAUGAAGUAGAACGAUUUAAACCCAUUGUGGAUGGCUUGAAAAGUCAAACUUCAGUGGCAUUAAAGGUAGCAUGUCUACAGUUGAUCAAUGCUCUAAUCAUCCCAUCAGAUGAACUUGACUUCAGAGUGCACAUCCGCAGUGAAUUAAUGCGCUCUGGACUGCAGCAAAUCCUCAAGGAAUUGCAUGCUCAAGACAAUGAGGAGCUGAAACUACAGCUGCAAGUAUUUGAAGAAUAUGGUGAAGAAGAUUCUGCAGAACUCAGAGGCCGCUUGGAAGACAUUCGAAUAGAAAUGGAUGAUUUCAACGAAAUCUUCCAGAUUCUCCUGAAUACAGUAAAGGAUUCUAAGGCAGAACAACAUUUUCUCUCAAUUUUGCAGCACUUCCUGCUAAUCCGCAAUGACUAUGAGGCCAGGCCUCAAUAUUUUAAACUAAUCGAUGAAUGCAUUUCACAGAUAGUUCUGUUCAGGAAUGGGGCUGACCCAGACUUUAAACGCAAACACUUUGACUUUAAUGUUGAGGCCUUAAUAGAUAAUUCCAUUGAUCAAACUAAGGUGGCAAAAAGUGAAGCUAAAACCCUGGAGUUAGAGAAGAAGCUGGAAUCUGAGUUGACUGCACGUCAUGAAUUACAAGUUGAAAUGAAGAAGAAGGAAAAUGAUUUUGAGGAAAAAAUUCAAAAUCUACUUCAGGAGAAAGAAACAGUGGUAGCUGAGAAACAGCGUAUUACCUCAGAGAAGCAAAACUUAGAAAUUAAUAGUUCUUUGUUGAAAGAUGAGAUUGCUCUGCUGACUAAAGAACUUGACGAACUUAAGAAGAAGAAAAUGAAGCAUGUCAUUUCAUCUGUGGGUUUCCCAUCACAGCAACCAUUACCUACCGGGACAGAAAGUCACGAAAUCACUUCAUCCUUUUCUUCACAAACUGUUUCCCCUUCACCUGCUCUAUCUGAGAUGUCAGGGCCUCCUCCUCCUCCCCCCACUUUGCCUGGGAUGCUGGGAUUACCACCUCCCCCACCCCCUCCCCUACAUCUACCUGGGAUGCCGGGGUUGCCUCCUCCCCCACCACCUCUACCUGGGAUGUUGGGGUUGCCCCCUCCCCCACCACCUCUUCCUGGGGCACCAGGGGUGCCCCCUCCCCCACCACCUCUGCCUGGUAUGCCAGGGUUACCCCCUCCCCCACCACCUGUGCCCAGUAUGCCAGGGUUACCCCUCCCCACCACCUGUGCCUGUUAUGCCAGGGUUACCCCUCCCCACCACCUCUGCCCAAUAUGCCAGGGUUACCCCUCCCCACCACCUCUGCCUGGUAUGCCAGGGUUACCCCCUCCCCCACCACCUCUGCCCAGUAUGCCAGGGUUACCCCCUCCCCCACCACCUUUGCCUGGGAUGUCAGGGCCGCUCCCUCCAUGUCAGUUUGGGAUACCACCUCCUCCUACUUUAUCUGGUUUUGGAAUUAUGGCAACCCCAAUUCUUCCAUUUGGAUUGCCUCCCAAGAAGGUUUACAAACCAGAAGUUCAACUUAGGAGAACUAACUGGUCCAAGAUUACAGCACAGGAAUUAUCUGAAGGCUGUUUCUGGGUGAAAGCUAAGGAGGAUCGUUAUGAGAGUGAUGAUCUUUUUGCCAAGCUAACACUUCGUUUCUCUACUGCACAGACCAAAUCAAAAAAGCAACCUGAGAGUGGAGAGGAAAAGAACCAAGCUAAGAAGAAAGUCAAGGAGCUGAGAGUGCUAGAUUCAAAAAAUGCUCAGAACCUUUCUAUUUUUUUGGGCUCCUUUCGCUUGCCUUAUGAGGAAAUCAAGAAUGCCAUCUUGGAGGUGAAUGAAGCUGUGUUGACUGAAUCCAUGGUGCAGAAUCUGAUUAAGUUAAUGCCUGAACCAGACAAGUUGAAGAUGAUCGCAGGACUAAAAGAAGAAUAUAAUGAACUAGCUGAGUCUGAGCAAUUUGGAAUUGUGAUUAGUUCAGUUUCCCAUCUGCUACCAAGACUCAGUGCUAUACUUUUCAAGCUACAGUUUAAUGAACAGGUAGAAAACAUAAAGCCAGAUAUUGUUGCUGUUACAGCAGCCUGUGAGGAACUUCGCAAUAGUGAGAACUUUGGUAGUCUUCUCUCCAUUAUCCUCCUUGUGGGCAACUACAUGAAUUCUGGCUCCAUGAAUGCUGGGGCCUUUGGAUUCAACAUUAGUUUUGUUUGCAAGCUUCGUGACACAAAGUCAACUGAUCAGAAGAUGACCUUACUUCAUUUUUUGGCGGAAACAUGUGAACUACAAUAUCCAGAUAUCCUGAAUUUUCCCGAUGAACUCAUCCAUGUGGAAAAAGCUUGUCAAGACACACACUGAUCUUUCUUUGGGUAUCCAGCAGAGACGGCCCUUCCAGGAUUGCAAGGCUGAAGACUUCAGAUGGAGCAUUUUGGAGAUGUGUGUCUGUGCUGCGAUCCCAAGUAAAGAAUGAUCGGCAGGAAAAGGGGGAGGAGACUGGCAGCUGGAAAUCUGGGCUGAGUUGCCCACCCCUCGCUAGCUCAGUUGAUCAGCGGGCAGCAAUUAAGAGGCUGAACCUUGAUGAGGUGACCAGGAAGGGAAGGGCUGCCUCCUGUGCUAGCCAUGUCCACCCCUUCACUAGGGCUUAUUUUUGCGGGAGGGCGCAUAUUUAUGCCCACCCCAAAAAUCAGGCUUGGCCUUAUUUUCAGGACAUUUCAUAUUUUCGGGGAAACAGGGUAGAUAGGGCCCAGUGUUCAAGUCUGUCAAGAUCCUUCUGGAUCUUGAAUCUGUUUUCUAAAGUGUUUUCUAUUCUUCCCAUUCUAUUAUUAUUCUUGGUGUUGUCUGCAAAUUUGAUGAGUUCCUGUUUUAUCCCCUCAUCUAAAUAGUUUAUGAAGAUGUUGAAGAGUACUGGGCCUAAGAUUGAAUCUGGGGUACCACACUGCAUAUUUCCAUACAUGUAGAUGUAGUUCCAUUGUGGACUACAUGUUGAGUGAGAUUUAUCAGCCACUUAUAAAUCCAUCUGGUAAUGAUGCUGUCUAUUUCACAUAUUUCUAUCUUACCAAGAAUUAGGUUGUAGUAUAUUUUGUCAAGUGCCUUACUGAAGUCCAAGUAUACUAUGUCCACAGCAUUUUGAUGGUCCACUAAUUUAGUGACUGACUGGUUUGUAGUUUCCUGGAUCCAUUUUUUUCACUUUUUUGAAGAUGGGAACGAUGUGAACUUUUUCCAGUCCUCUGGUAGUUCCCUGGUGCUCCAGGAUCCUUUUUGUCUUUCAGUUUAUCAGAGAAUUCUUUAUGCACCCAUUCUGGUUUCUUCUUGGAUCUUCUUAUUUUUCUUUUUCAAUGAUAUUGUGCUGCACUGGAAUUUAUAAUCACAUUUUUCAGAGUUUCCUAAGCUUCUUGAGUUGUUUUCCUCUUUAAGGAAUCUUUCCCAAUCUCUCUCUAAGUUUACUAAAAUCAGUUAUUUUAAAAUCUAAGACAAUAGUUUGAUUUUGUUGUAUUACUUGUAUCUGCAUUAUAUUGAAUUCUAAUCUGAUAUGGUCACACUUCCCCAAAUUUUGAAAUCUUUGAAAGUUAUGAAUAAUGAAGUUAGUAUGUCAAUGCAAUAUAAUGGGUCCCCUGUUAGAUCAAUAAACAAGUAUCUCGUAUCUAAGAAUCCAAGAUUUCUGAGACUGAUAUAUUGAUAGACUUUACUAACACUUCACGAAGAUAGACUCUUCAGAAGGUUCUUGACAGAUUUCAGCAUUGGGCCUUAUCCAACAAGAUGUAAUCCAUUGGUGAGAAAAUUAAGCACCUGCACUUAGGCAGGAAAAAUCAAAUUGUAUAGAAUAGAUGGUACCUGGUUCAUAGCAAUUGUGAGAGGGAUCUAGCUGUCCUAGUAGAUCUAGUGAACCAGUUAGCAUAGUUCUACAACUGCUAAUGCAGUUCCAGGCUGCAUCAAAAGAGAGAUAGCAUCAAGAUCACAAGAAGUGAUAGUACUGCUUUAUACUGCAUUAAUGAGGCCGCACUUGGAAUAGUGCAUCCAGGUCUGGUCAGCAUAAUACAAAAAAGAUGCUGGUAUCCUAGAAGGAGUGCAGAAAAGAGCAACAAAUGAUAAGGGUUCUGGAGGCUAAGCCAUACAAUGAACAAUUAAGAGAACUAGGUAUGCAUAACCUAAUGAAGAGAAGGAUUAGGGGUGACAUGAUAGUUGUCUUCCAGUACUUGAAGGGCUGUCACAGAGAAGAGGGAGUUGACUUAUUCUCCAAAGCGCCACAGGGCGGGACAAGAAGUAAUGAGUGGAAGCUCAUUAAAGAAAGAUUCAACCUGGAACCAAGGAGAAAUUUCCUGACAUUGAAAACAAUUAAUCAAUGCCUCCUGAUUUUUCUGAUGCUCCAUCUCUGGAGGUUUUCAAGAAUAAGUUGGACAACCAUUUGUCUGAAAUGGUAUAAGGUUUCCUGCCUUGGGUUGGGGGUUUGAACUAGAAGUCCUCCAAGAUCCUUUCCAGCC